UUCGAUCGGAAGCGGAGUGGCGGUAUCACGUCAGAGGCCAUGACGACAGGAGCGCGCGGCUCAGUGUGACAGAUGUUGUUCGAGGAGAAACCGCUUUACUAAACUGGGAGACGAGAAGAGGAGGAGGAGAGCGGGCCGUGUCUGGAUCUGUCCCCGCGGAGGAGAAGCGGCGCUCACCGAAACAUGUCCGGGGAAAAGGCGGCGGCGACUCCCUGCAGCAAGUUCCAGGCGAAUAUUUUUAAUAAGAGCAAAUGUCAGAACUGCUUCAAGUCGCGCGAGCUCCAUCUGCUCAACGACCACGACCUGGAGCAGGCCAAACCCAUCUAUGCAGGCUGGCUGUGUUUGGCUCCAGAGGGGACAGAUUUUAACAACCCGAUGCAGAGGUCAAGGAGAUGGCAGCGGCGCUUCUUUAUCCUGUACGAGGACGGCAGCCUGAGCUUCGCUCUGGAUGAGCUGCCCAGCACUUUGCCACAGGGGACGGUGAACGUGAACGUGUGCGCAGACAUCUUCGAUGCAGAGCCCAGGACGGGCCAGAAGAACGCCCUCUGCAUCGUCACCCCAGAGCAGGAAGUAUUCAUCCGUGGUGACAAUAAAGACAUCAUUAAUGGGUGGAGUGAGCAGCUGGCAGUUUAUCUGCGAACUCACAAACAGAAUCAGAAGAAGAAACGCAAAGUUGAGCCUGUGGCCAACCAGGAGCCCAGUCCAGCAAAAAUGGUAGCAACCGAUCCGAGUUUUCCAUCCUCGGGGAGGGACCGCCCAGAGCCCGGCCAGUGGCAGGAAGACCAGCGGGACGGGGGGCCAGAUGCGACUCCCAUCUGGACUGUCACGGACACCGAGCAUCUGGGCCCUGAGCGGACCCCUGCAGGCAACGCCUCCUCCUACCUGUGCCUGGACCCCAGGGGCUCUCUGACCUCAGCCGGCUUCGGCAGCUCGGUCGGUUCUUCAGACUUGGCGGCCUCUGAAAGCUCCGACACCGGCAGAAACAACCGGCUGACUGAAGCCAACAACAUCCAAACAUCAGCAAACAACAAGAACCGAAGGCAGGACGGGAGCAAAAACAGAUCGGAGGCCACCAGGAAAGAGCAGGAAACGGGAGCAUCCAUGUUGAGGACGGGCAGGAGCGAGACUCGUACCAACAAACGAGAGAAACUUCAGUCGUGUGGAGAUUCGUCCUCUCUCGUUGCCCCCCCUCCCCAGAGAAGAGCCAGGUCUCUGGACCGCAGGACAUCAGACACGGCCAUGACGCCAGACUUGUUAAACUUCAAGAAAGGCUGGAUGGUCAAACUGGAUGAAAAUGACCAGUGGAAGAAAUAUUGGUUUGUGUUGUCGACUGACAGUCUGAGAUACUACAAGGACUCGACGGCCGAGGAGGCCUCAGAUCUGGAAGGAGAGAUCAACCUAAUGAAGUGUUACAAUGUGUCUGAGUACCAGGUGCAAAGAAACUACGGCUUUCAGAUCCACACACCGAAGGGCGUCUUCACGCUUUCGGCGAUGACCGCGGGGAUACGAAAGAACUGGAUCCAGGCGCUGAUGAAGAACGUCCAUCCGGCCAAAGCCCCUGAUGUGGCCAGUUUACCUGGCCAGCACAUUCCCUGCAGCCCACCUGAGGUCCUCCCCAAACCAGACGUGACUCAGGACUCUCCCUCGGCCGACGUCUCCUCGGAGAGCGAGCCUCACCCCAAAGCCAGCAGCGUGACGGAAAGACGGCGCGAAGGCCGCUACAAAACCUUCGACUGGGCUGAAUUCAAGCCUGAGAGCGAGCCGGCGGUGGACGCCGAUCUACAGAAAUCCCCCUGCUCGCUGGAGCUGGGUGACCUGGAGCGAAGGAAGCGGCGUGAGGAGAGGAGGAGGAGGUAUGAGAAGAUGCUGGGCUUCUCUCUGCUAGAAAAGGAGGGCAGCGUCCGAGCGCUGAGUCCGAAAUCGCAGCAGAGAAUGGAGGAGGAGAUGGAGGAGUGCUGGAAGCAGGUGGAGAAGACAAUGUUCAGACUGGAGAGGACGGUCCCGCUGUUUUCUGACGGGAGAGAUGCAGAGGAGAUGGAGAAGGUGCUGCAGAGCUACAGGAAGGCGGUGGAAGAUCUGAAGGUUCAGUUGGAGGAGUCGGAGCAUCGACGACAGGAACUGGAAGCUCAGCUCAGCGCAGAAAGAUUUCAACAUCAGCAGCUGGAUUCUCCCGUCAGUCCUGAAGCUGAUUUUUACCCAUCAGAUAUGAAAGAAAAGCCACUCAAAGACCCGACGAAGAGCCUGAAGGAGGCGUACAGAGAGCUCCUGCAGCAGCAGAACGUCAUGAGACAGAACAUGAAGGAGCAGCUCGGCCAGGAAACACCUUCACCAACACCACAGCUGCCCAGCAUCUGGCUCUGCGAUACAGGGGGCGAGCUGCAAGAACUGGAGGAUUUAUUAUCUGAGACAGCAGCCUCACCUUUACUGUCACCUGCAUCAGACAGCCAACACUCUCAGAGUGAGGGAAUGAGCUUCGAUGACAGGACAGCCGACCUCCAGGACCAGCUGCACGCAGACGCCCGUCAGCUGUUUCCUGUCUCAGAGACACAGGUGGAUAAGUUCGGCUCGUGGGCCCAUGAGUCCGCAGAGGGAGACGAGUCCCAGCUGAAGCAGGUGACUCCUGAUCAGGUGACCCUGGAGAAGCUUUCCCUGGAGGUGGAGCUGCUCACGAGCCAGAACGAGGCUCUGAACCAGCGCAACCAGGAGAUGCUGAACCAGCUGACGGAGGCAGACCGCGAGAUCGAAAGGCUGAAGGCGGAGCUCAGCAGCAGGUACUCAGAGCCCCGUGACCUCCCUGAGGUGGAGCAGCAGGGGAAGACCAGGGUGGAAGAUCUGGCGAUGGAGCUGAACUUGAAGAACCAGGAGCUCCAGGAGGCCCAGACGCUGAUCAGCUCCCUGGAGGAGACCCUGAGGGAGACGGAGGUCCUGCUGCAGCUGAGCGACCCGGUAGGAGAGGAUGAAAACAAGAAGAGGGACGAGAAACCGGAGGGAUACCUGCUGCGGUGUUUCGAAGCGACCGAGGCCAAGCUGACAGAGCUGGAGAGACAGCUCGACCAAUCAGAGCUGAACUGCAGGGAGCUGCAGGAAGCGGAGAAACUUUCCUGCCAACGAGCGGCGGAGGCGGAGGCUGACAUCAGGAGGCUGAAUGAGGAGUUAGAGAAGGAGAGGCUGAAAGGAGACAGAAGUGUUUCUGCCGAGGAAAAGACCCAGAAGGUGAUCGAGGGGAUGGUCGCAAGGCUGAGCGCUUUGGGGAGACUUUUAGAGGCGAUCGACACGUUGGAAGGAGGUGAGGCGAAGGUGGAGGAGGGGGAGAGGAGUCCUGCUGUGGUGAGCCAGCUGGAGUGGGAGGAGGCUUUUUGGAGUUUGCUGCUGAAGAAACUGAAGGAGGAUCCGUCCAAGCUGAUCGAGUCCGCAGAUGUGCGGGUCGGCGAGGCGGCAGAACAGAUGGUGCUGGAGACACGAAUGCUGCUCAUAGGCCACCGUCUGCUUCAGACCGAGGAGGUGGCGGCGCAGGAAGGCAGAGAGGGCAGACGCGAGGGCGAGGCUAACGAUAUAGCAUUGGAAACCACGAAGACGGAGGAGGAGAGCGGCAUGAGUGACUUGAGUGACUUUGAGCGUUUCAAAGCCGUCACACAGAUUAAAAUGUCUAUGCUGGACCAGCUCGCCGCCUCCCUCAGCGCCGCCGCCGUGCACGAGGAACUCCAGCCGACAGCAGACAGACUGUAUGAGUUUCACUCUUCAGAUCAUCCUUGGAUAGCGUCGUUCAUUUACUCGGCGGCAACCGAAGCACUUUACCGCCAUCGAUUGUGCAGGCUUUGGGCUAAAUACGCCAACUGCUCAAAAUGCGCCAAACUCCGGGAGGAGAACGAGGACCUCAAAGCAAAACUGUCAAACCUUGAACAACGACGCACAUCGAAGAUGAACGCAGGCUGCCAGACUGAUGAGAUUUACCUCCAGGACGCGGAGCUUCAGGGCGCAGAGGAGAGUGAAGAAGAGGAGGAGGAAUUGAUAGAUGAGAUGGAAAUCCCACAGAAGGUCUCAGAUGAAAGCUUAGAGGAGAGCGAUGAACCAGAUGGAAACGUGGAGCUGAUUUCAGCUCUGAGAAGAAAGGUGGAGGAGCUGGAGGAGCAGCUGACGGUCUCAGAGGACAAAAUGACUUUGGUGCAGCUACAGCACGAGAAAGAGACGGAGAAGCUGAAGGUCACCUGCGAGCGUGGACUCGCCUCCAUGGAGGAAUCUCACCUGAAGGUGGUUGAGGGGCUGCAGCGUCGACACAAACAGGAAGUGGAGCGCCUCCUGGUGGACAGGGACAGACUAUUAGAGGAGGAGAGUGCUGCUACUGCAACAGCGAUCGAAGCCAUCAAAAACGCUCACCGCCUGGAGCUGCAAAGGGAGGUGCAGAGGAGAUGUGAGUUCGAGAACAGCAAUGGGCUCUCAAACCUGGAGGAAGUCCACAGGCAGCACAGUGAGGAGCUGGCCUCCUGCCAGCGGGAGCUCGAGGUUUUAUCGCAGCAGUUUUCUCUGAAGUGUCUGGAGAACGGACAUCUGGUCCAGGCUCUGGAUGCCGAGAGGAAGGCCCUGUGCCAGUGCCAGCAGGAAAACCAGGACCUGAGGACCAGAAACCAGGAGCUGAGCGGCCACCUGGCAGCAGAGAUCACCAGACUGUGCACGCUCGCCAAACAGGACGCUCUGCCGCUCAGUCAGGGGAUGGACGUGUACGAGAUGGAGAUCACGCUGCGAGUGAAGGAGUCUGAGGUCCAGUGUCUGAAGCAGGAGAUCACGUCUCUGAAGGACGAGCUGCAGUCGGCUCAAAGGGACAAGAGGAACGCGACAAAGAAGUACAAGGACAUGUACACGGAGCUGAGCAUCGUUCGGGCAAAAGCGGAGCGAGAGGCAGACGAGCUGAGAGAAAACCUGAGGCUGGCUCAUCAGGCGCUGGGACGGACGUCGCCGUGACGACUUGUCAGUUUUAUUUCCUCAUUAUAUGCCACCUCACCCCACAGUUUACUUCAGAUUUUUAUAGAGAUAAAGAUGUUUUUACUGCUUUAACCUUUCUGACACUGAAUCUGUGAUGUGUUUGUAUUUGCUGAAUAUUACCAUAUAAAAAA
Messenger RNA from Pundamilia nyererei, 5108 nucleotides. Its product is annotated as myosin phosphatase Rho-interacting protein-like. Gene Ontology annotation, cellular component: actin cytoskeleton. The transcript is spliced from 22 exons. Gene Ontology annotation, molecular function: actin filament binding. NCBI's taxonomy places the organism in Eukaryota, Metazoa, Chordata, Actinopteri, Cichliformes, Cichlidae. The record is from RefSeq and is a predicted model, not a curated record. Bases 184 to 4956 code for a protein of 1590 amino acids.